Impatiens glandulifera is the source of this 1551-nucleotide messenger RNA. Its product is annotated as flavonoid 3'-monooxygenase CYP75B137-like. The record is from RefSeq and is a predicted model, not a curated record. The transcript has 2 exons. Lineage: Eukaryota; Viridiplantae; Streptophyta; Magnoliopsida; Ericales; Balsaminaceae. Gene Ontology annotation, molecular function: heme binding; oxidoreductase activity, acting on paired donors, with incorporation or reduction of molecular oxygen; iron ion binding. Bases 1 to 1536 code for a protein of 511 amino acids.
AUGGCAUUAUUAACUUACUCUUCCGCGUGGUGGGACGUGAACUCAACCUCUUUCUUCUUGGUCUUGGCCUUACUAUGGUUCUCUUCCCUUCUUCUUAAGAAGUUCACCCAAAAUGCUCAAAACUCUCUGCCUCCCGGACCAAUCGGGAUACCCCUUUUAGGGAGCCUACCUUUCAUUAAUGGCGAUCUUCACUCUUACUUCACUGCCACGGCUAAGACCUAUGGCCCAAUCUUCUCCCUACGGCUUGGAAACAAGAUCGGUGUUGUCAUCUCCACUUCCUCGGUGGCACGAGAAGUUCUCAAAGAUAAAGACAUCAUCUUUGCCAACCGAGAUGCCACUAUUGCUGGUAAAGUCGUGUUCUAUGGUGGCUCUGACAUUUUGUGGAGCUCUUACGGACCUGAGUGGCGGAUGCUGAGGAAAGUCUGCACCCGAGAGAUGCUUAGCGGGUCCAUGGUAGAUUCCUUCCAUGAUAUCCGGCGGAGGGAGGUUCGAAAGAUGGUCAAUAGCCUUUGGGUCCGAAGGAUGUCACCGGUGGAUGUUGGAGAAGAGAUAUUCAUGACGGUGUUGAAUAUAAUCACCAACAUAUUGUGGGGAGGUAGCGGAAAUGAGGUGGCGGAAAGGAGUCUAGGGACUGAGCUUCGGACUGCUGUAGACGAAAUUUCGGUGCUGCUAGGAAAGCCAAAUAUAUCGGAUUUCUUUCCAUGUUUGGCGUAUUUUGAUUUGCAGGGUAUUGAAAAACAAUCGAAGAAAAUGGUCAAGAGGUUUGAUAAUGUUUUUGAAUUGAUGAUAGAUGAACGUACGAGACUAGAGGAUAAUAACAAGAAGGAUUUUUUGCAAGCUCUAUUGAAUUUGAGAAAAGGAGGAGGAGAUGCUAAAACGUCACUAACCAUUACCCAUAUUAAAGGGCUUUUGAUGGAUAUGGUUAUGGGAGGGACGGCUUUAACAUCAAGCACAAUGGAAUUCAUGUUGGCUGAAAUGAUGAACAAUCCCGAUGUAAUGAAUAAAGCACAACAAGAAUUAGAAGUCGUGGUGGGUGCAAAUAAUAUGGUUGAAGAAUCACAUAUUCACAAAUUACCUUAUUUGCAUGCAGUCAUGAAAGAAACACUGCGCUUACAUCCGGGUGCGCCCCUUUUAGCUCCACACUGCUCUAGUGAGUCAUGUCCCAUUGGUGGGAUCACAAUCCCAAAGGGUGCUUUGGUAUUUAUCAAUGUUUGGGCCAUCCAGAGGGAUCCUUCUAAUUGGGAGGAUCCACUCAAGUUUGAUCCCGAGAGAUUUAUGAAGUCAGAGUGGGACUUUUGUGGAAAUGACUUUAAGUACUUCCCAUUUGGUUCUGGUAGAAGAAUUUGUGUGGGCAUUGAAACUGCUGAAAGAAUUUUUGUCUUCUUAUUGGCCUCGCUCAUCCACUCUUUCGAGUGGAAAGUGUCUCACGGGGAGGAGCUCGACUUAGAAGAGACAAUUUCGAUUGGGCUCAAGAAGAAGAAACCUCUCAUUGCAAUACCAACGCCUAGGUUUCUUGAUGAAGCUUUAUACGAGUAAUUAUUGCUAAAUAUU